Rosa chinensis is the source of this 1615-nucleotide messenger RNA. RefSeq lists its product as uncharacterized. Gene Ontology annotation, molecular function: protein binding. NCBI's taxonomy places the organism in Eukaryota, Viridiplantae, Streptophyta, Magnoliopsida, Rosales, Rosaceae. The record is from RefSeq and is a predicted model, not a curated record. The transcript has 2 exons. Bases 114 to 1346 code for a protein of 410 amino acids.
UAAUGCGCACCGAUGAGUCAGGGUGUAAAAAUAGUGAGUCUCUCCCCUCAAGUCUACCUUAGUCUCUCUAUUUAUAUCGUUACCUAUUGAUCGCUAUAGUUGUAAAGCAAAACAUGAUGAGUUCCAACAUAUCUUUCUGUGCUUCAAUUCUGUUUUCUAUCUGUUUCCUCCAUUUAUGUUUGCAACAUGAUCAAGUUGAAGCUCAACCGGGCGGCUUUGCAAGCCCCCGACUUCGAAAUGCCUUCAAUGUGAUUCAAAACUUCAAGUCCAAAAUCCAGAGUGACCCUAAAAGAGUCACAGCAACAUGGGUUGGCAAUAAUGUAUGCAACUACACGGGCUUUACCUGUGCAGUUGUUCCGGACUUCAAGCAGAGAUCGGUUAUUGGAGUCGACUUCAAUGGUUUCUUGUUUGGCGGCAAAGGUUCCAGGCUCCCCCUCGGUGGCUUCAUCGACAAGUUAGACGACUUGGUCUUCUUCCAUGCAAACUCCAAUAACUUCACAGGCACAGUCCCGCCUGGCACAGCUAAACAUCGAUUCUUCUAUGAGCUCGACCUCAGCAACAACAAGCUCUCUGGAGCGUUCCCAACAGAAGUUCUUGCUGCCUCGAACUUGACUUUCUUGGAUCUCCGGUUCAACUCGUUUAACAACUCUGUUCCUUCCACGGUGUUUAACCUAGACGUUGAUGUACUCUUCCUCAACAACAAUAAUCUCUUUCAGCAGAUUCCAAGAACUCUUGGCUCGACUCCAGCCCAUUAUAUCACUUUCGCUAACAACAAAUUCUCCGGUACAAUCCCAAGAAGCAUUGGCCAAGCAUCAAACACUCUUUAUGAGGUUCUCUUCCUGAAGAACGGCCUUUCAGGGUGUUUACCAAUGGAAAUAGGGAACUUGAAGCAGUCCACCGUGUUUGAUGUGAGCUUCAACCAGUUAACGGGGCCGAUACCGCUAUCGUUUGGUUGCUUGUCCAAUGUACAGCUUCUGAACUUGGCCAACAACAAGUUCUAUGGGGCAGUGCCCGAGUCGGUUUGCCAGUUGCCUAAGCUAGCGAAAUUGACACUGGCUAAAAACUGGUUCACCCAGGUCGGACCACAAUGUAGGAAGUUGAUCAGGAAAGGGGUUCUUGAUAUCAAGUUGAACUGCAUUUUGGACCUUCCGAAUCAGAGGUCAGCGGCUGAUUGUGCUAAUUUCUUCUCCAAGCCCAGACAGUGUCCCAAUGAGAGGUCCUUGACUAUCAUUCCUUGUAGAAGAAGGUCCUCUUCAAGUACUUUAAGUGAGGAGAAGUCUGAUGGUCCUCAAGCACUGGCUCCUGCCCCGCUAUCUUAUCGUACUCUCGUACCGCAUAGGUUAUGAUUUUCAAAGCUCUUAGGGCUCGAUAAUUUGCUUCACUGGACUGUCUAGCUAAAAAAAAAAAAAAAGGGCCCUCACGCCUCUUUAUGUUACACCUUCGGUAAAUAAGAACAGUUCAAUGUUGCAGCUUCUAGUUCCUUGUCGAUGCUCACUAAUUAGAGCGCUUUUAGCUACUAGUGUUGUUUUUGACGAGCCAUGAUGGAUCGUCUACUAUUAUGCAUUUGUUUUGUGUGAUUGUGUGUAAUGUACGACCUCCAUGUAUUGAACAAUGA